UAAAAAUGGGAGGGAAGAAGAAACACAGACGUCCAUAUAAAGAGACAGUAAAUGAGAGGAAGGGAGAAGUGGGUGUCUGUACACUUUGCGGGGAGAGUUAAGAAUUCAGAAGACACUGGAGAAACACCACAACUAUUUGAAAAGAGGACAGAGGAGUGGAGGAAAGAGAAAAGAUGUUUGGCUGCCAGGGAAGCGGGUUGAGGGUACGGUCCUGGUUUACUCUGAUAUCAGGGUUAGUUGAGUGUUUGGGGUUCGCAGGGGCUGUUUUUGGCUGGGCAUCGCUGGUUUUUGUGCUCAAGACUGAAGGCUACUUCAGAAGUCUGUGUGUAAACAUCACAAUAAAUGGAACAGCUGUUGAUGAUUGCAGUAGACAGGAUGAGCAACUCUCACUCAUCUUCACCAUCGCAUCCUUCAUGAACAACUUCCUCACGCUUCCAAAUGGCUUCCUCUUUGACCACUUUGGUACCACAGUUGCCAGGCUACUGGGAAUAUCGGUUUACACUGCAGGAAUGUUGUUAAUAGCCUUUUCCAGUCCUGUGAACUCCAUCCUCCUCUUCCCUGCUUUGUCCUUCAUUGCUGUGGGAGGAAUUCUGUUCUUGGUGACCAACAUACAGGUAGGAAAUCUCUUUGGCAUGCACCGCUCCACUAUAAUUACCCUCUAUAAUGGGGCCUUUGACUCUUCCUCUGCAGUUUUCCUCAUCAUCAAGUUGCUGUAUGAGGAUGGAGUCUCUCUGAAAGGAUCUUUCCUCUUCUUGGCUUGCUGCAGUGUCAUUCAUCUGGUCCGGACAUUUGUGCUGAUGCCUCGAACACAUAUCCCAUACCCGCUUCCAGAGAACUACACCUAUGGGGUGAACUGUGGAGUGACUCGGGAUUAUGCAGUUGCAAAGAUUGAAGAGAAAAACAUCCAAACUUCACAGGCUGAAGAGGAAAUGCCAUUUGAAGGGACUUCUCCCCAAGGCCAAAACACAGACAAAAUGGAGCGUAGUUUCAAGAGCUGUUUGCUUUCCUGGUUCUUCUUGUGGCAUCUGCUGUGGCUUUCAGUGAUGCAGUUGAGACACUACUUGUUCAUCGGGACCUUAAACCCAAUGCUGAAUCAUCUGGCCGCUGGAGACCCAGGCCUUGUCAGUAGCUAUACAAAUGCUUUUGCAUUCACUCAGCUGUGUGGGAUCCUGUGUGCCCCCUGGAAUGGCCUCAUUAUGGACCGUCACAAAGGAAAGCAGCGAGAACCAGGACAAAGUGAACAAGAAGCAGACUUGAAGGCAACCAUAUUGUCUCUGUCGUUGACGGCGCUGCAGUGUGUGCUGUUUUCAGUAUGUGCUGCCACCCCCAUCCUUCCUUUGCAGUACCUCACCUUCAUCCUCCAAGUCCUCAACAGAUCCUUCCUCUAUGGAGGAAAUGCUGCUUUCAUCAGUGUGGCGUUUCCAUCCGUACACUUUGGAAAGCUAUUUGGAAUGGUGAUGGCUCUUUCAGCCAUCGUCUCACUGCUCCAGUAUCCCUGCUUCACCCUUAUUAAAGGACCACUGGGUGGAGACCCCCUUUAUGUGAACAUCGGUCUGACCGUUCUGAGUCUCCUAGCCUUCAUCAACCCUCUUUAUGUUUAUCUGCACUGUCGACGUCAAGCAGCCCAACGAGCCAGUUCCAACAAAAGUGCCUCUUCAUAAGGGGAAUAUCAACCUGACCUAUGACUUUUAAAACUGGUUUCUAUUUCUUAUUAGGGUUUCUUUACAAAACUACACAAAAAAUGUACGGGGUAAAGAAAUAUUUUACUAACCUUUCAGUGCCCUGUUUUGCAGAGGUUGACUCUUGACCGUAUGAUGGUAUGCAAUGUAUAAUUUUUGCUGAUUAUAGCAGGAAAUUGACCGCUUCCCCAAGCUCUUUACUAUUUUUCUUUCUCUUUUGCACAUUAGUUGUUGGAUCUUGAUGUAAGAACAUUACACUAAGAUGUAAGAACAUUACACUCUAGAUGUAAGUACAUUACACUAAGAAAAUAUCUUCCUGAACAUCAUCCUGAACAGUAUUUUACAAACUUAAUAUACAACUGUUGAAUAGAAAACUGUUUUUGUUGCAGAAAAGAAAGAAAGAAAGAAAGAAAGAAAGAAAGAAAGAGAUCAGAAUAAGAAAGCUACUCUACUAAAAAAGUAAUAGAUUUAAAAUGCAUUUAUUUCAUACUAAGUAUAGCUUAAGUCUAUUAACAUAUUUACUGACAUAUUGCUCAAGACUCACUGACAUAAAAAAAUAUAUUUUUUAUUGUAAUUGCACAAUGCACAUUUCUUAAUAUUAAGCCUAAAUAUGAUGAGGAUUGUAUGAUUUUAAAUAAUAUCUUUAAAUGCAAAAUAUUUAAAGUGUAGCUAAAGUGUACUUGCAAUAGUUCCACUUUAGCACAAAUAUGUUUUAUGUAUACCUUUAGUUGGACUUCAGAACUACUUCCACACAAUUAAAGUGCAUGAAGUACAAAAUUAGUUGUUCCAAUUUAGCAGACUUUAAAUAUAACAGUUUAGUAUACUAAAAGUACAGUUGCAGAGUAUUUUUAUUAAGUACAUAAUAUGUAAAUGUAUUUGUAGUACACUUAGCUUGAAAUAAAUGUAUUUUAAAUAUAUUUUAGUAUUUUAUUUUUCACUAGGGUAGAGAUAAAAAAAAAUAAAAAUAUGUGAUAUGACAUGCAUUUGUUGACCAAGCAAGGGGAGACAUGUCUGCAAAUGUAUCUAUCUUCUAGUAAAUACCAAUUGUAUCUUUAGCUUACUAUAACACCAACUAAACAGUUAAUCCAUACGUGUGCAUUUAGAUUUCCUUUCCCAGCAAAUGUUUACAUACUCGUUUGUUGUAGGAGCCCUCUGCUGGACACUGUCUUAAACAUCCUCAUCGGUACUUCCUACCGAGAUAGCUGUUAGUCGGUCUGCUGUCUGUGAGAUCUUUUUUUUUGUUUUGUUUUUUUUCACAAAUACAUUAGUAUUACUCUAAAUAAAGGGAAUUUUUAUAAGAAGUUAAAGAAAAUUGACUGAAUUUGUUAGUGUAAGUAAGUUUGUUCAUAAGAAAAUCUAGCCUGAACCUGUAAACGCGAUAGAGCUUUCUGUUUGGACGUGUGCCCAUAUGACUUUGGUUCUGUAUAAAGGGCCCGUUAUAGGAUGCCAAAAAGUGAAGAACAGUACAAAUUAAAUAAGCCAGCCAGUCAUGCCAUUAAAAGAUUUGUGAAUCAGAAUUACAUGUGGUUUAAAGCCAUAUAACCACAUUUUUCUACAUUUGUUACAGAUGUAAAGCAUCCACCCAUGUGCACCAGCAGAUGGCGCACAUGAAGGUGUUUUGUAAAAAGCUUUGCGCAUUACACAAAUAAACUCAAAACUCAUUUGGGAUGUGACAUGGUCUGACAUCGCCACUAAAAAUACUAAUGAACAUAAAAGACAGAAAUAGAUAGACGAGGGCGGCGGUGUAAAAUGACUGAUUGUGAAACUUAGUCAGUGAGAUGAAUGUGACAGAGACGGAAAGGCUCUAAAAAUUACUAUAAAUGGAAGUACUGGGAUUUAAGGAAGCACAACAAAAACAUUGGUUAUAAUAAGUGCUUUGAGAUGGUCUUAAGAUUGGAAGAAUAAAGAAAAAAGGGAAACUUUCUUCUACUUAAACAUUAA
Messenger RNA from Labeo rohita (rohu), 3620 nucleotides. RefSeq names its product solute carrier family 43 member 3b (gene slc43a3b). The coding region runs from base 174 to 1661 and encodes 495 amino acids. The transcript is spliced from 13 exons. Gene Ontology annotation, molecular function: transmembrane transporter activity. The record is from RefSeq and is a predicted model, not a curated record. Lineage: Eukaryota; Metazoa; Chordata; Actinopteri; Cypriniformes; Cyprinidae. Gene Ontology annotation, biological process: transmembrane transport.